Messenger RNA from Heterostelium album PN500, 300 nucleotides. RefSeq lists its product as uncharacterized. The coding region runs from base 1 to 300 and encodes 99 amino acids. The record is from RefSeq and is a predicted model, not a curated record. The transcript has a single exon. Lineage: Eukaryota; Evosea; Eumycetozoa; Acytosteliales; Acytosteliaceae.
AUGGAUAGUAAUAAUAGCAGUAGAAGUAGUAGUAUUUAUAGUGAAUUGCUAAUUGAUCAGAAUGAUUUGGUGAAUAUCGGUAAAAUGAAGGUCGAGGAUUACCUAAACUAUCAGUUGAAGUUGCAGAUCGAUGACAUUAUGAAUCACAUGGAGAAAAAGAUUGCCGACUUGAAAGAGAAUUCCAUCAAGAAGAAAGAAGAAAUACGUCUACAAUUGAACAGUGAAAUCAAUAAUGAAUCUGCUGACCAAGAAGAUGACGAUGAUGAAGAUCUUUCCAACGAUGAAAAUGCUGCCAACUAA